Symbiodinium sp. CCMP2456 is the source of this 671-nucleotide messenger RNA. NCBI's taxonomy places the organism in Eukaryota, Dinophyceae, Suessiales, Symbiodiniaceae. The record is from the annotation of a GenBank genome assembly.
AUGGCUUCGGAACUACUGGCUAUGUUUUUUGUUCCACUGGUCACCGGAGUCUUGCUGAUGUUCUUGUUCAUGUCAUUUGGACAUGCUAAAAUCAUCCCAGAGAUUGGGGUGAUCAUUGGCUUCGCGGUGAGUGCACUUCUGGUCAUCAUCGGCGUGCUGAGAGCCCCAGUGAUCAUCUUCAAAUCUGUGUGCAUGGUGUUCGGAACGCCGGAGAAGCCAGAACCGCAACAGCGGCAAACAGGUCGGACAGCAACUAGGCGCGCCGAGCCUCCAACGCAACCACUUGGUGUUUGGGCCUCCUUGCAGAAAUGUCUGACAUGUCUGAGUUGUGGCGCUAGCAUCGUUGCACGUGCCCCGGUUGCCCCGCUUCCUCUUCCCUCAAGCGCGACACCAAGUGAUCACGAGCGCCUACUCGAAGAGCAAGACAUCGACAACGGGCCAGGUCUGAAACAAUCUUCCGCUCCAAAGGUUGCUACUGAAGAAAUCGUCCCUGUCUUCAAGGUUCGCUUGGGAAAGACAGUUCGUCUUUGGGUCAUGUUUGGUGACGACUUCUUGGACAUUUUCACGAUAUACAUGUUCUAUAAACAUGGUGAUCCGUGGUGGGCUACCUGGGCAGCCCUCAUUUUUGCAGCAUCAAGGCUUAUGUCUGCCGCGAUCCUUUCCAAGAUCGG